This is a messenger RNA of Lampris incognitus (smalleye Pacific opah), 4566 nucleotides long. RefSeq names its product far upstream element-binding protein 2-like. The record is from RefSeq and is a predicted model, not a curated record. The coding region runs from base 41 to 2050 and encodes 669 amino acids. NCBI's taxonomy places the organism in Eukaryota, Metazoa, Chordata, Actinopteri, Lampriformes, Lampridae. Gene Ontology annotation, biological process: regulation of DNA-templated transcription. The transcript has 18 exons. Gene Ontology annotation, molecular function: mRNA binding. Gene Ontology annotation, cellular component: cytoplasm; nucleus.
CUCACCGCCUGUAUUGUCGUUUCUUCUCCCCCCCUCUGCCAUGUCGGAAUACCGCGCGGCGACGCCGCCCGGAGCGGCCGCGGCUACUCCGGGCGGCCAGGUGGCUGUCGGGAACGGCGGAGGCGUCAAGAAAGAUGCGUUCGCGGACGCGGUGCAACGGGCCCGGCAGAUUGCAGCGAAGAUGGGGGGUGAUGCUGGUCCUCCCUUGAACAACAGCAACGAAUCAGACAGCUUCCCGUUCUCUGGACAGAAGCGAAAGCUUGAGGAUGCAGAUCAACCGGAGAGUAAGAAGAUGGCGACACAAGGUGACUUGGAAUCAGCCACGGCGCUGUCCAUUGGAGCACAGCUGGCUGCUCUGGCACAACAGAGGCCCUCCUCAUCCUCAGAGGAGUACUCUGUUCCAGACAGCAUGGUUGGACUCAUCAUUGGCCGCGGAGGGGAACAGAUCAAUAAGAUCCAACAGGAGUCAGGCUGCAAGGUUCAGAUUGCCUCAGACAGUGGAGGUCUUUCAGAGAGGAGCGUCUCUCUUACAGGGUCCCAGGAUUCCAUAGAGAAAGCCAAGAUGCUAUUGGAUGAAAUAGUGUCACGAGGGCGGGGUACGCCCCCCUCCUCUUUCCAUGAGUCAACCAAUGGGCAGAAUGGGACGGUGCAGGAGAUGAUGAUCCCUGCAGGCAAAGUGGGCCUCGUCAUUGGCAAAGGAGGCGAGACCAUUAAACAGCUCCAGGAGCGUGCCGGGGUAAAGAUGAUCUUGAUCCAAGACGCCUCUCAGGGGCCCAACAUGGACAAACCUCUGCGCAUCAUUGGAGACCCAUACAAAGUCCAGCAUGCUCAGGAGAUGGUGGAGGAGAUUCUAAGGGAGAGACACCAUGGCAACUAUGGAGAAAGGAAUGAAUAUGGCUCCCACAUGGGGGGAGGCGUGGAUAUCCCCGUGCCCCGACACUCAGUGGGUGUGGUGAUUGGCCGCAAUGGGGAGAUGAUCAAGAAAAUUCAGAAUGAUGCAGGAGUAAGGAUACAGUUCGAACCCGAUGAUGGGACGAGUCCAGAUAAGAUCGCCCACAUCAGUGGUCCCCCGGACCGCUGUGACCAUGCCGCGCAGAUCAUCAAUGACCUGCUGCAGAGCAUCAGGGUCAGGGAGGAGGGACAAGGGGGACCCCCAGGGCCACCAGGCAUGCCUCCAGGCAAUAGAGGACGAGGCAGGGGUCAAGGCGGCUGGGGGCCCCCUGGCGGGGAGAUGACCUUCUCCAUCCCCACCCACAAGUGCGGCCUGGUGAUCGGCAGGGGUGGAGAGAACGUCAAGUCCAUUAACCAGCAGACAGGGGCCUUUGUGGAGAUCUCCCGCCAGCCUCCCCCGAACGGAGACCCCAACUUCAAGCUUUUUGUCAUCCGGGGCGCCCCACAACAGAUUGACCACGCCAAGCAGCUGAUUGAGGAGAAGGUCGAGGGUCCUCUGUGUCCCGUGGGUCCAGGGCCAGGAGGACCAGGUCCUGCUGGUCCAAUGGGUCCCUACAAUCCCAACCCUUACAACCCUGGACCGCCUGGAGCCCCUGGACCCCCGCACGGUGGUCCCCCAGGACCCCAUCAGCAUCCCUCUCAGGGCUGGGGCAGCACAUACCAGCAUUGGCAACCCCAGGCACCCCUUGACCCCAGCAAGGCAGCAGCCACCGAUCCUAACGCGGACUGGGCGGCCUACUACGCCCAGUACUACCAGCAGCCAUCAGGGGCUGUGCCAGCUCAGCACCCUGCCAAUCCGGCUGGAGGUGCCUCAGCCUCAGGAGACCAGAACCAGCCCGCCCAGACCCCGGGGGGCCAGCCAGACUACACCAAGGCUUGGGAGGAGUACUAUAAGAAGAUGGCCCAGGCAGGAGCCCCUGGCCCUGGAGCAGCGGCUCCUGCCCCAGGAGCAGCAGCAGGCACGGCAUCCACCGCUGGAGGCCAGCCAGACUACAGCGCAGCCUGGGCUGAGUACUACAGACAGCAGGCUGCUUAUUACGGACAGACAGGACACGCACCUGGCCCACCAGCCCCGCCCCAGCAAGGACAGACGCAGUGACAGCCCACAUCAGAAGGACGAGGAAGCUGCGGAAAAAGAAGGAAAAAAGAAGCUUUUCACCCCGGACUCUUGACCAGGAUCUGGGCUCUUUUAUUUUUACAUUUUGCUUCUUUCAAGCUUUGUUUUUAUUUAAUUUGUUUUAAUUCUCUUGUUUGAAUGCUGUGCCCACCUCCAUCCAUCACCUGGACCCCCUCCCCCCUUUUUCUCUCCAGUUGUACUUGGCCAAUUACCCCACUCUUCCAAGCCGUCCCGGUCUCUGCUCCACCCCCUCUGCUGAUCCGGGGAGGGCUGCAGACUAUCACAUGCCUCCUCCGAUACAUGUGAAGUCACCAGCCGCUUCUUUUCACCUGGCAGUGAGGAGUUUCACCAGGGGGACGUAGCGCGUGGGAGGAUCACGCUAUUCCCCCCCGUUCCCCCCCCCCCCCGAACAGGUGCCCCGACCAACCAGAGGAGGCGCUAGUGCAGCAGCCAGGACACAUACCCAUAUCCGGCUUCCCCCUGCAGACACGGCCAAUUGUGUCUGUAGGGGUGCCCGACCAAGCCGGAGGUAACACAGGGAUUCGAACCGGCGAUCCCCGUGUUGGUAGGCAACGGAAUAGACCGCUACACUACCUGGCCGCCCUCUGGACACUUUUUAACAUAAAUGUGAACUGAACAAAGGCGUUUCCAGUACUUGGCUGCUGAGAGGAGGAGAAAGAUUGGUAUGCAGCCAUGACAGCCAUCACACUUUUCCAUAUCAACCUUCCAUUUCUUCUCAAAAUGUACACCAUCGUGAACAUUAAGUCUUGAAUCACUAACCUCAUUGCCCUGGAGACUGACUCAUCAAAACUAUUUCAUAUGCCUCAACUCUUGCUAGACUUCCUUUUAUCAACAAGCAAACAAAUCCCCUUUUAAAAAUACAUAAUUACUGUAAAAAUGAUUACUAAUUAUUAUUGCACUGAAUUACACAUAGACCUGAGAAGAUUAAGACUAGUUGCGCUGGCAAAGAGGGUGGCACAACACAGGAGAGCUAACACGUCGGGCCAGGAGUCCACAGUCUACACCAUCUACAGGCCAGUGGCCACUCUUUCAGGGAUGACGAUGUGCACCCCCUUGAUAGGGAGGAACGAUGGUUUGAACAGGGAGUCAAAGAGGCCAUCUAUGUGACGAGGGAAUGACAUGGCCAUUGUAACUGUAGUUAAUGGUCACGCCCAUAUUUGUGGACAUAUUUGCAUAUGAAACAAUCAUUGUUUUCGGUCGUCGUAUUGUUUAUAAGGGUGGGGAUAUCUGCAGUCAGUUGAGACUGAAGAGGUCACUUAGAUGUGUGAUGAAACCUUUCGCCCAAUACAUUUUGUGUCCAAAUGAACUGGUUCAGCUUUCUGUGAUAAGAAGAUAGUGCAUAUAUAUAUACAUCCAUCCAUCUAUUAUCUGAACCGCUUAUCAGGGUCGCGGGGAUGCUGGAGCCUAUCGCAGUAGUCAUUGGGCGGCAGGCAGAGAGACUCCCUGGACAGGCCGCCAGGCCAUCACAGGGCCCACACACGCACACAUUCAUAUUUAGGGGCAAUUUAGUACGGCUGAUUCACCUGACCUACAUGUCUUUGGACUGUGGGAGGAAACCGGAGCCCUCGGAGGAAACCCAUGCAGACACGGGGAGAACAUGCAAACCCCACACAGAGGACGACCUGGGACGACCCCCAAGGUUGGACUACCCCGGGGCUCGAACCCAGGACCUUGCUAUGAGGCGACCGCGCUAACCACUGCGCCACCACAUAUAUAUAUUUACAUAUAUAUUUAUAUAUAUAUGUGUAUAAAUAUUAAAUCAGGCACUUUUCAUGCGGUUGUUUUGCUCGUAACUUUCUUUCAAUUGGAAGUGUUUCCUCUGCCCAAGUGAGUUCUGUGUUCAGCUGUUUCUGCUGAAGAAUUUUCUUAAUUGCUUCCCUUUGCUUAUGAAAUUGUUCACAUUUGUAUGAGUGAGACGGUUUUGUAGUGAGUAGAUCCAGUCACUCAUUGCUGAUCUGCACGUGUGUGCGUGUGUGUGACACGUGACGGAUGGUAUGUGGGAGGACUCAUUGUGGACAGCUAGUUCACACAGCCAUCUACACCUCUGUAUACUGAACAAUAGGAAUUUGAUAAGGAGUUGUGCCAUGGUUUUGUCUCUCCUCAAGUUUGCAUGCAUUUGUUUUCACAUAUUAUGCCCCUUUUUUUGUGAAUGUUGAGAAUUUGUCUCUAAUCACAUACUCCUCAGAAUCUUCGUUCAUGCACAAAAGAGUAAACAGUCAAAACAGUCUUCCAGAAUCAGCCACUGUAUGGUAAGUUGUAUUAAGCAAUAUACAGCAUCUGGCUUUUACUGAGAAACGAACCCGGUAGGAUUCUUGAACUCAGAAUGGCAGCAAAGUGUUGAGACUGUCAAGAAAUGACCACCAGCAGCAUACUGUUGAAUUCAAGAGGGGAAAAUGUUGGUUUAUUUUCAGAUGUUUAUUUGCCACUUUUGCUUGUGCUUUUACUAAGGGAAUUUGAAUAAAAUGUACUGUUGUGAC